UUUGUUUUUCGGCUUACCUUACGGUGUUUAACAAGAAAACAUAUGAUGGAAAUACCAAGGUCAAGAAGAGACAAUGAUACGACGAUUGCCAUACACAAUGCCUACCAAUUGUGGGUGGAGCAGAGAGACAAAUUUGGAUUUAGAUUGGGAGUUUUAUCGUGUGAAAAUUUGAAUGAGAUUUUUGCAUUGCAUCUACUGAACCUUCACUCGACUUGCACUACAUGCACCGCCUGCGCCCCUCCAGCUACCUCCAUGAUCAGUGCCGGGCAUGGGCCGGAGGAGGAGGCGACCUCUGCCGAUGGUGAUUGCGUGCGAAGUCGACGCAUCGAAUCUCGGGAGACUCUCGGUCUCAAACUGAAAGUCAAACCACCCAGUCCACCAAGACCCAGCCAACCUGCCUUGCCUCAGUUAACUAUGUUCCUACGAGAAGGUGCAGAUCUUCCAAUUUCUCCUGGAGACAGCGGGGAAAAUGAUGCAACUAAUGGGAUACUUGGAAACCAGCCAUCCAAAGGAAACACUGACACUGUCCAUAUAAAACAAGAGGACUUGCAAAGCUCUAAAGUGGCAAUGCCGAAAGAGACAUCUGUUGGUGACACCGAUGUCGCUAAAACCCAAGCUGGUAAAGAUGAUUGGAUAGAGGAAAAUGAAAUUGAAGGAGGGUGUGUAUAUGAUGUGCAGAUAAAAUUAAAGGAAGAAGUCAUGGAUGAUGGCUAUCAGGAGAAUCAAGCUACUCGGUUGCAAGAUGAUGAUGACGAUGAUGAGGAUAUUGAAGAUGAUGGAGAAGACAAGAAUAAGCAUUCCUCGGAAAGAGACGUUAAAAAUGACAGUACACAGAGACAGCUCAAGUUCAGCUUUAAAGUAUUCCAAGAAUUCUGUUCGGCAGGAGACCAUGCUAUUGGAGAAUUAUCAGACAUUGACUUGACAAUAUUAGACCAACUAUUGGGUAAAUUCUAUGCUGGUGUCAAAAGACAAAGUGGUGGGUCAUACAGUAAUAAGUCAAUGCAGGCUUUGCGUUAUGGGUUGCAUAAAUAUUUCCAUGAUUUGCGAGGCAUAGACAUUAUCAGGGGUUCCCAGUUUCUAAAUUCUAGACAAGUGUACAGAGCUGUUCUACAAAAGCUGAGAAAGGAGGGCAAAGCCAGUGUGAUGCGUCAUAAACCUGUCAGUGAAUCCGACAUGACUAAAAUUCUGGACAGUCUUGACUUGGACACCCCACGUGGAUUACAGCGAAAAGUCUUUGUUGACAUCAUGACCCACUUUGUGUACAGAGGGGAAGAGAAUCUACAUGAUAUGAAGGCUCGUCACUUUGUUCUGUGUAGAGAAAAUGGUCACCGAUAUUUACGCAUGGUUAACAAAGCUACAUUUAGUGACGAGUCAACUUUCCAGAAACGUAUGUAUGAAAUUCGUGGGAGCAGUAGGUGUCCCGUUCAAUCAUUCCUGAAAUUGCAGUCUAAACUGAAUCAAGAUUUACCAUUUUUAUGGCAAAAACCAAAGAAAUUUGCACGAAGUCAUGGGCCAUGGUAUGACGGCGUUCGUCAGGGAAUCCACACACUUCGAAGUAUGACAAAGACAAUCAGCAGUGAAGCAGGAUGUUCUGCUGACUACACGAAUUACAGCUUCAGAGUAAAGACAAAUACCCCCUAUGAUAUCAGCUUAACAUCAAAGGAACAAGCGACCAAUUCAGGGCAUCCAUCCGAAACAAAUAAUGAACGUCAUGGCCAAUCUACAUGUAGUAACCAGAAAAUAAUGAGUCAAUUGAUCUCAAACGCUAUAGUGAUUGGCCUUGGUCUACCACAGGAACCAUCUGAUCAUGGACAAUAGGACCAGAAAUAUACACAAAGCCAUGUACAUAAAUUUGACAAUGUUGUAACGCUCUUGGCUAUUUAUAAUAUUUUUGUGGCAACAUUCCUGCUAAACAUGGAAACCUAAUGAAUAUUGUUCAGCUUACUGUUGGAAAUCAGUGAACCAGAAGAGGCAUGCAGUGUUCCAAAUAUAGGUCAUGAAACGAGUUUACUAUUGACUUGUGUUCCAGAAUGAUAGUUUACUCAGAAUUUUAAAGGGAUUUGUGAGGAGACACCUUUCAUUCCAGACCACUUUAUAAUAAAUACUUUCCCCAUUCACUGGGAGUGAUUUUCUGCUCAUACAUGUAUACUCUCUUCUAAUCAUAUCUUCUCAGAUAACAAAUGGCCGACAUGUUCCGUGCCCAAUCCAUGUGAUACAAUGUUGGAGUUUUCAGGUGCUAGCCCAAAGAAGAAGACCAGGUAUGCAGGGGGAGGAUUUAAAUGUUCAGUUGGUGGAUGUAGCAAGACAUAUUAUGAUGGAUAUAGUAUGCACGAGUUACCCAAACAAAAAGGAUCGGUUAGAAGAGAAUGGAUGAAUUUCCUCAAAGCCUCUAACUUUGAUCCAGAUGGACGAUCUGUAGUGCACAUCUGCAGUGGACACUUUGAUCGUAGUCAAUAUGAUGAAACACAGGUUAUGAUGUAUAGGAUGAAAAUUCGGAAGCUAUCUCCUCGAUUGAAGCCAACAGCCAUCCCUUCCUUCCAUAAAGCAACCCAUCCAUUCCCACCAGACUUUUUUAAUCUAUAAACAACUGCCUUCAUGACUAUAGCAAUGACCACGACUACAACUCAACGGCAUGUACCACUAUGGUUUGAAUUACAGACCAUGUCAUAGAUUACAACAAACACUUAUUGGAUGUCUACAAACAAUCUGCAAGCCCUAACAUGGUUGGAUUCAUGUCUACUUGAAGGUGUCCAUCAUUAUUCAUGUUACAAGACUUCUCCCAUCAUGAUGUAGGCCUUACUCAGCAGCUCAUGGUCUCUCAGUGCACAACUUUGAAAAGAGGAAGUUUUGGCAAGACAACUGCAAAUGCUGGAGAGGUUUUAAGAAAGGCUAAGAAGGAACAUCAAACUGUCCAGUGCUCUUUAGUUGCUGAGUGCUCCUACAGUUAUGAUAGAGGCAAGCCAAGAUUCUGAAACGGGGUGAUCUACUGUGCAAUGGAGAUGACGGACGUGGAAAUCGAUAUUCUGUAAGAUCACUGAAGAGCCAGAAGUGGUUUGUGCUGGCCUGAAUUCACCAAGAUUUGACUUAAACCUUUAAACUUGCCCAUAGAAUAUACACAUUUUGAUGAGCACAAGCACAAACUUGUGCACGCACUUAAUUGCUAUUCUGGUUCAAAUUUUCUCCUCACUCGUGGUUUAAACUCCCAGUAUUUGUAAACUGUACACAAUUUCGUAGGGCCAAGAAGUACAAAGUUAUAUCAUAACAGCAUUAUGUGAAACGGGGAGGAAUGGAAAAUAAUGUUCACCUGUACACCGGCACAUCAAAGUUGUCAAAACGUUGCACAAGAAGUAAUUGACUUUAAAACAUGUACCGAUAAUCAGCUUUCAGGAGAGAAAAAAAUAAUUUUUUAUUUUAUAAAUAUUCCUUUAGUAUUUCUUGUUUUUUACCUUAUUAUUUAUAUUGUUCCUACACAAUUUGUCAAACAUUAUUGCAGUCAGAAAUAGCAUCAAAUUAAAUAACCUUUUGUCAAUAAAUAAAAAUAAUUACUCAUUUAUGAAUUUGAGCUGAAAACACAUUUUUUGAGGAAGUUUGCAUCUGACAUGCACUUAAAUUAUGUUGUGUAAUUUCUUUACUGCAUAAAUGGGUGUUGUUAAUUUGGUCUCAAAAGCUGCGCAUAACUUGGAAAAAAUACUUGGUAUGUUCCUUACACAGAUUUGUUGUGAAAAAUGUUUAAGUGGGGCCAUUAUACCCCCAGGAGGCCGUUUCAUGAAGCUGUUAGUAAGUUAAGAGCAACUUUAAGAACGAAUGGUGUUCUUUUCUUGCGUGCUAAACCAUCGCCAAUACCAUUUGCCACCAGAAAGGAUCACCUGUUGUUUUUUUUAUAUGUUUUAUUGAUUUUCAAAGGUUUAUAAUCAUCGGAUCAAUAUACAUGUAACAAGAGAAAAAAUAAGCAGCAAAAAUAAAAAUAAAUAACAAUGAUAAGAAUAAUAAUAAAACAUAUAAAACACCAAAACAUAAAUACUGCAGCAUAAGAUACCACUUAAAAAGCAAAACCCCCAAAAAAUAAUCAUUAAAAAAAGACAGAAAUACUUUGUCAACGUACAAAUAAACAUUUGUUUGGGGUAUAAUAUCAUUUUGAAGCUGCAUGAGAUCGUAUACUGUGGUAGAAAGAAAAAUUGACAUGAUUAGAAGAAAACAAAAAAAGCAAAAAGAGAAAAACAAAAAUUGCAAAGCUAAAACAAACAAGAGCACAAGAUAUCACAGCUCAUGGCUUCAAAUUAAAAAAUCAGCCCAAGCCAAAAAAGCAAAAAACAAACGCAAACCAUGAAACAAGCCAAAAUGUUAAUGAACAGUGAACCAUUUGUUUUGCUACAGUUUGAAACAUGAAUUAAAAGAAUUAGAUAUUAAAUUGGUGUAAAAGUGAUGAAUUAAUGGACCCUACUCACAAAACAGAAUAAUAAAGUUAAAUGAUAAAUGUUAAUAAAUUUUGAACAUUCUUCUUGUUCCUUCCCUCCCUUAAAAAACCCAAAUAACAUUACCAAAAUCCACAAUGUAGGGAUAUGGCAUGCCAUAAAAAGGGGUAGACAAUCCUCUCAUAUACAUGUAUACACUGCAAGGUAACAAAUAAAUCAACAUUUAAACAACACUGUAACAUAUCCAAUGCAUACCAUUUAUGUUACAGUUACAAUAUACUUUGUCUUAGAUACAUGUAACACAUUUCCAUUGAUCAGUUUGUUUUUAUGACCCCCUAAUAAAAACUAAACAAGAACAAUAUAAUCAAAUCCACAAUGUAGGGAUAUGGCAUACCAUAAAAAGGGGUAGAAUAGCAAAAUCCCCAAUGUAGGGAUAUUUCAUAAAUAAAAAGGGUUGAAAAAUCCUCUCAUACACUGUCAGGUACACUGUAACAAAUAAAUAACCAACACUGCAACAAAUGCAUACACAUAUACAUGUAUUACUAGCAAUGUAAAAGAAGACUUAUUUACAAUAAUGAUACUUUGUCUUUUACAUGUAACAAAUUUCUAUUGAUCUAUUUGUUUUUUAUGAUCCAUGACAGGAUUGGCUACCAUACAUACCAUAAUGUGGUAUAUAUCUGAGAUUAAAUCAUGCCAUUAAUAAGAAGCAAAAGGGCAUCUGCCCAAGUGGGUGCACCCGAUUAAUCCAGUUGCUUUGAUACAAUAAUCAUAAUGAAUGGGUGAAUCCUCUCUUGGAUAAUAAAACACAUAAUUAACAUCAACACUCCUCUUAAUGCCAAAUGGCAGCAUACCUGAAAUUAUACAAGUAUUGUACUGCAUAUGAAACACUUAAAAAAAAACAUAAUUAGUUCUAAGUUUUUUAGCUUACUUGUUUACUUAGUCUUCAUGUAAGAAUUAUAUUAGUUUUUAGUUCUCCAUGGCUAUGUCCUCAUUUGAACUUGAUGUAAUCUCUUCAGAAUGUUUCUCAUUGUCAUGUAGGUUUUUGGUUAAUUCUUGUUCCUUCUUGCAAAUCAAUAUACUUUUUAUUUUACCACAAUGACCUUUCCUGAAGUGUCUCUAUAACAAAGCUUGUCCGGGUAUGAGAAAAACAUUUUUUUCUUCUCUUCUUUCAGCUUUAGAAACUUGGGUUGUUUCUUUUUCAGUAGUUGCUGAACGCACCAAGAUAAGUCUUCUGCGACAAAGACACAUACUUCCUGGAUGUUUUGCUGAUACUUGGACUGCUCCAGCUUCUGAAUACAUUUUUUCCUGAUCCUUUCCUUUGCAGCAAACGUAGCAAAAGCCACAUGUAUCCUCAGUUGUCAUGGUUGUCCUGGAUGGGAAACGGGGCGAGUUGGUAUCCUAUGGACCCUUUCUAUUUGUGCUAUGUCAUCAUUAGCAGCAUCAGCAUAGCGGAUGAAAUCGACCACAAUCUUAUGGCAAUCUUCCUUCUCUACUUCUGACAACCCAAAGAUCACAAAAUUGCACCUUCUACUUCUAUUCUCUAAGUCAUCUAGUUUAUCAACAAGGCUCUAGUUUUCUUCUCUGAGCCAUUUCACUUCAUCCUUCACAUUACACAGGUCAAAGUCCAUACUUUUAUCUUUUCCUCUUGGCAGCUGAAUUUCGUCGUUAGAUCACCGAUUUGUUUACUGAGAAUAUUUCCCAGCCAUUCUUUGAAAUGUGUUUCAAAGCGUGAGAAAAAAUCCAAGAACCAAGGGGAUGACUCUUAUCUCUCGUUGUAGCUUAGUUCUUUUCUACUGCGUUUAGCCUCCAUAUUAGCACCGUGUUAUAAAACACCCACCAGGAGUAUUAAGGCCCUGUGCCACAUUGUUCUGUGCAGGCCUUUGGAUGAUUUAUGGGUAGUCACUUGUAAUUCAACCGCAAGCAAACUUUGAGUGGGCAACCUGUGAGCUGGCGACCUGCAGGUAGCAAUAAUAGUCACCUAUAUUAAAGUUACAAGUAAGGCUUGUAUGUAUAAAGGUAACAGGGCCUUAAAAGGUUAAAAAGGGGAAAGAAAACUUAACCCUUCUAAUGCUCUUUAAUUUGAUCUUAAGAGUAGAUAUAACUAUUUUUUUUUACCAUUCUGUGUAAUAUUACAGAUGUCUCUUUCUGUGCUCAUGGAAUAAUAUUCAUACAUGAAAGUUCUACUCAAAGUGAAGUAAUAGUGAAAUACUGCCAAUACAUGUGUAAGCCAUUGGAAAUAUAAAUUUGUAAUUUUAGGCCUAUUUAUCCAUGGUAUUAUGCUGCCUUCAACCUGAUUGAGAUAAAUGAGUACCUGUUAGAAAUUUAUUCCUUAAAAGUUAGUGUGCAUAGUAGCUUCCUUGCUAAAGCCAGUGUAAUUAUGCUGCAUUUUGGAUAACUAUUAUUGUUCUAUUGGUGUGUUUUUGUGCUUUAAACAUAUCAAUAUUAAGAGGUAUCUAAAUGUGUCCUCAGCCCUCCAUAUAUGUGGCAUAAAAGAUCUUAUAGGGAUUUCAACUAAUACAUAAAAUGCUUUGAAGCAUUUUGUAAUCUACAUGUUCAUGUAUGUAAGACAAAUGAAUACUCUGUAUAAGAAUGUAUUGCUGGGACUCCAGCUACAUGUUAGUUUUAAUAAAAGGAGAGAGAAAAAAAAUAAGAGAAUGGUGAUGAAGGUUUGAUGAAAACUUGUUUAACAAAGAUAUUUGAUACUUUAUACCUAACAGAACUUGGCUAUUUCAGAUUUUUUUAGGGAUGGGGCAGUUGCUUAGAAAUAGUCCUGUUUAUAUGCCACAAUUGAAUUCAUAUGCUUUGAUGGAUCACUUCUUGUAGAACUUGUAAAUAUAUAAAUGCAACUCGAAAACCAAACACAAAUUCCAUUGUUGCCAUUAUGAAUUCCAGAUUGUAGAGAUAAGUUGAAAUUUCAUCCAUGCAGAUAAAUGGCAUAAUGCAAUCAGUUGCAAUAUGAUUUUAACCAGUAUUUUAUUAGAGUAUUAUUGCAACCAUGCCAGGUGUGUACAACUGUAGUUCAUGCAAUUGUUAUUAUACAUAAAUUCUGUUUUAUUGCUACAAGAUGGAUGAUGAUGUAAUUGUUACCAUUUCAAUCUCUUUCACUUAUUCUUUGGUUAAUACCACAUUAUGGGUAUUAACACUUACGAAGUGGGUGAUUCCAAUUAUGAUUUUAAAUGAUUAUUUUAGUGUUGGGAUGAAACAAACACCAGUUGAUUUUGUAUCAUUAUUAAAACCCAAAGUUUGUUUUUUGAAGUUUGGUUCAGUAUCAACUUGUAACACCAUAUUGAGAAAUGAUAAUGUUCUGAUUUCUACCCCUGAUUUGUAAUCGUAUUAUAUUUCAUUUGUGAUGAUUCAGAUUUGCUAGUUUAUUUCAUUAAUACGUGAUUAAAGGUUGAAAGCAUGAUGUAUCAAACCCUUCAUAUUUUUAAAGGAAAUAUGCAGAAUUGAAUUUGUUUUAAACUCAAAUCGUAUAGUAAUUCAAAGAUGUAUUAUGGCAUAAAGACAGAUUUUUUGGACAAUCAAAGUUCACUCCCGUUCUGUUUUUGUCAUGUUUGGAAGUUAACAGAUGCAACAUUAUACAUACCACUUUAUAAAAGGCUAUUUAGAUUUGAUAUUAAAUAUAUCUUUGUCUUACAU
Molecule: messenger RNA, 8051 nt
Organism: Lytechinus variegatus (green sea urchin)
Lineage: Eukaryota; Metazoa; Echinodermata; Echinoidea; Temnopleuroida; Toxopneustidae
Exons: 5
Coding region: 43-1818 (591 amino acids)
Source: RefSeq, a predicted model, not a curated record